AUGGAGGCGCUGCUGGAGCUAGAGAAGGUGCAGAGAGUGCUCUCCCUCAUGGGCUCCCGCGGCCUCUCCGACUCCGACGGCAGCGGCGGCGGGGACCGCUUCCUCGCCCACUUCCUCCUCUUCCUGGCGCAGCCGUUUGAUUCACUUGCCAUUGAGAAGAAGGUCGUAUUAAUCUCUGAGCUUUUGAGAGAGGUUAAUUCUGAUACUCUCAAAGAAGUGCAACGUCUAGCCAGUCUGGAAGGUACUAAUAAUAGGGAAGAUGAAUGCAGGUCAUACUUCAUAUUUCAUGGUUUGGAUGUUAACAUACCACACUCUGUUUUCAAGUUUCUUCCUUUCCUUUCUUUUACAGAGAGCUACAUAUACCAGUUAGAUGCUUCAAAUGAAGACAGUUUGCUAUUAGUUCCAGAGAACAACUCUUCUUCAACAGUAUUGGAAAGGAAAAUACAAGGUUCUAGUCAGAUGUCCUUGUCUGACAUGCUUGACCCCCUUGAUAAUCUUCUUCAAUGCCAGGGAUUGCGAAAUGAACUCAAAUCUGGCAUCCAGUAUUGGUCUCUAGAGAGGAAGCUUUGUCAAGCAUUAUCAAGAAAGGAUAAGAUAUCUAUCGAAGAUGUUAUGGAAGCAAUCCAUCUCAAAUCUUUUGACUAUCGAGUUCUUAAUCUGAUGAUGUAUCGGCUUACUGGUCAGCAGGUCAAUGACUUGCACAUGGAGUUCUUGUCUGUCUCAGAAUUUUUAGUUGAGAUAUGUGAUGACCUGUAUGAUUAUGAGGAUGAUGUGGUUAACAAUACUUUUAACAUCCUCCGCAUGUUUGCUGCGAUAUAUGGACCUUUAGAUGCACCAAAGAUGUUGGCCAAGUGCAUCGGUGAAGCUGAGGAAAAAUAUGAGAGCUUCUCAAAGAAAUUGGACCCUAGCAUCUCAAGAAGUUACUGGAGAAGAUGUGAGGAGGCUACAAAGGAAGGUGGAAAAAUAUCAGGCCAUGCGUAUGGCACAUGGAAUAUCCCUCCUUUGAUAGGAGAUGAAGAAUCAUUUCGCCUUGAUAGAUUGAACAGAGUUAGUGUUAUGGAAAUAUGCAAUGGAGGUAACUACCGUUUAGCUGGUCCACAAAAUUAUUUGCUCUUUGUUCCAAAAAUCGCAGGCCCAAAGCCAAUUAAGCGGGCCCUACAUAUUGCUUGGACUGGCUUGACUGAACUCCUCUCCAUCCAGAUUGGUGCAGAUGGCAUCUCCCGUGCAUUAUGGAACCUCCCACUCGUGGUCUCGCAGCUUAAAUUUCAGACCCGCGUGGCCUGCGUGGUCAUCGCUGGUGCUUCAAUGCUCUCCGUGCAGGCAGCUCACAUGGGGCGAGUGGACCAAAAUGUGAUCGUUUGUUGA
Messenger RNA from Triticum turgidum subsp. durum (durum wheat), 1365 nucleotides. NCBI's taxonomy places the organism in Eukaryota, Viridiplantae, Streptophyta, Magnoliopsida, Poales, Poaceae. The record is from the annotation of a GenBank genome assembly.